GGCCGGCGGCGGGGGAUGGCGUCCCCCGCCCGGUGCGGGGCUGCAGUCGUGGAGGAGCGGCGGCACCAUGCGGGCGGCCGCCGGGGACGUGGUGGGCAUCCUGUGCUUGGUUUCUGUGGCGGCCACGCUGGAUUUCAAGUACCACCACGCCGAGGAGCUGGAGAAGUACCUGAAGGGGGUUCACGCCGAGUACCCCUCCCUCACCCACUUGCACAGCAUCGGGCGAUCGGUGGAAGGUAGAGACCUGUGGGUUCUUGUUCUGGGAAGGUUUCCAACCCAUCAUAAGAUUGGCAUUCCAGAGUUCAAGUAUGUUGCUAAUAUGCAUGGGGAUGAGACCGUUGGGAGAGAAAUCCUGCUCCAUUUGAUAGACUUCCUGGUGACCAGCUAUAGACAUGACCCAGUUAUUACCCGGUUACUCAAUAAUACCCGGAUUCAUAUCAUGCCAACAAUGAAUCCUGAUGGAUUUGAAGCUACAGAAGUGCCUGAUUGUUAUUACACACGAGGAAGGUACAACAAGAAUGGAGAAGAUCUGAACAGAAAUUUUCCUGAUGCCUUUGAAAAUAACAAUGCUAGCAUUCAGCCAGAGACUCAAGCAGUAAUGAACUGGAUAAAAAAUGAAACGUUUGUUCUUUCAGCAAACUUGCAUGGGGGUGCCCUGGUUGCCAGUUACACCUUUGAUAAUGGUAACUCAGUUACUGGCUCUUCGAAAGGCUAUAGCAGAUCUCCAGAUGAUGAUGUCUUUAUUCACCUGGCAAAAACCUAUUCUUCCCACCAUGCCAGCAUGUACAAAGGAAUUGGGUGUGACAAGAGACAAACCUUUCCAGAAGGCAUUACCAAUGGAUACUCUUGGUACCAGUUGGAAGGUGGAAUGCAAGAUUACAACUAUGUCUGGGGACAAUGUUUUGAAAUUACAUUGGAGCUGUCAUGCUGUAAAUAUCCUCCAGCAGACCAGCUGGAAAAGUUCUGGAGAGACAACAAAGUUGCUCUGAUUGAAUAUAUAAAACAAGUACACCUAGGUGUCAAGGGUCAAGUUACUGAUAAGAAUGGGGAUCCUAUUCCCAAUGCCAUUGUGGAAGCCAAGGGAAGGCCUCAUAUCUGCCCCUACAGAACAAAUGAACAAGGGGAGUACUAUCUUCUCCUUUUGCCUGGGACGUAUGUGAUCAAUGCUACUGUACCAGGAUUUAAAUCGAUGCUGAAGACAGUGGAAAUACCUGACAACACUGGUAACUUCAGUGCUUUAAAACAGGACUUCUCUUUCUCAGAGGUCUCUAUCAGACCAAGAGUUGCUUCAUGUCCCAAAAUUCCCCUGUACCAAGAGCUCACACGGGCUUCAGCUGCAGUAAAACCAACCCUACAUGUCUUGGUUUUAAUGACUGCUCUGCUUGUGAUUUUAAAAUAAAGUCAGGAAUGAGAUGUUAUGGCCAGGCAAAAUCCACCUGCACAAAUGUGGCUUUGUAUAUGCAAAAGAAUGUCUGUUUUUAUAAACCAAAUUCUCAGAUUCACAAUCACGUUCACUGUAUUUUGUAAAAUACUGGGUUGACAAUCAAAUGUUUGACUAUAUUUUUAAUUGUAAUAGACUAUCAUAUUUUUCUAUGUAAGUAUUUUACUCUGAAGAAAUUUUGUACAGCUGAUGGAGAUAACUGUAGAAUUUCAAUGCAGAAAGUACAAAUACAUUCUCAAGACUUUGCCUGAAUUCAAAAAAAA
Messenger RNA from Manacus vitellinus (golden-collared manakin), 1704 nucleotides. It is a transcript of the gene CPM, whose product is annotated as carboxypeptidase M. The record is from RefSeq and is a predicted model, not a curated record. Gene Ontology annotation, biological process: proteolysis. Gene Ontology annotation, molecular function: zinc ion binding; metallocarboxypeptidase activity. The transcript is spliced from 9 exons. NCBI's taxonomy places the organism in Eukaryota, Metazoa, Chordata, Aves, Passeriformes, Pipridae. The coding region runs from base 68 to 1399 and encodes 443 amino acids. Gene Ontology annotation, cellular component: cell surface.